Anarrhichthys ocellatus (wolf-eel) is the source of this 1131-nucleotide messenger RNA. It is a transcript of the gene cox5ba, whose product is annotated as cytochrome c oxidase subunit 5Ba. Gene Ontology annotation, cellular component: mitochondrial envelope; respiratory chain complex IV. The coding region runs from base 33 to 410 and encodes 125 amino acids. The record is from RefSeq and is a predicted model, not a curated record. The transcript is spliced from 4 exons. Gene Ontology annotation, biological process: mitochondrial electron transport, cytochrome c to oxygen. NCBI's taxonomy places the organism in Eukaryota, Metazoa, Chordata, Actinopteri, Perciformes, Anarhichadidae.
GACCAGUCCCCGUUUACAGCAGAGAAGAAGAAAUGGCUGCAAGGUUACUGCUCCGCUGGGCCUUCAGAGCGACGACCUGCCGGGCGGCCCCGGUACCCGUGUUGACCCGCGGCAUGGCGGCUGGAGGGAUUCCUACUGAUGAGGAACAAGCUACCGGUCUGGAGAAGGUCAUCAUGAAGGCCAUGAAGGAGGGAUCGGAUCCCUACAACAUGAUGAAACCGAAGGAGUACGCCGGCUCCAAGGCCGACCCCCACCUGGUUCCCUCCAUCACGAACAAGAGGAUUGUGGGAUGUGUCUGUGAGGAAGACAACACAGCCGUGGUGUGGUUCUGGCUCCAGGAGGGCGAGGCCCAGCGCUGCCCGUCCUGUGGUUCCCACUACAAACUGGUGGCCCACGAGCUCCCCCACUAACUUCUGAUAGAACUGUGUUCCACAGCUGUUUGUCUGCACAGUGUUCUCUUCUGUCAGAUAUUCCUCCAUCAGAACGAGGAGAAGAAACAUCUUCUGUCUGUAGUAGGUUACUUCCUGGAGCCGUGAGUCCUCAUCUGAUUGGUCCUCGUUCUGUCCCAGUACUUGAUGGACCUGCUGACCUCAUCAGUCUUUGCUUUACAUGUUAUCAGUUACACAGGGACCACAUGUGGUUUCUUUGAACCAUUUCCAUUCAGUUUACUUUGACUCCUGUCCUGUACGACACACUCGGUCCUCUUACCUCCUUUUAUUCUUCCAAUAAAGUCCUCCAGUGUUUGUCGGCUGUGGAUGUACUUUACUCUCUUCUUCGUUGGUGUUCUACAUCCAUCCGAGAUCUCCUGUUUAUAAACUUCAGAGCUUUUAUUCUGAAGUUUGAGAGUAAAAGUUGUGACGGCCCAGGGCCUCUGCCAGGGAGUGUCUAUCUUUCAGUGUCCCUGGAUCAUUAGAGGGACAUCAGGAAGAUUGGAGGCAUGGGCCAUGGCCUUCGCCCUACAAGACCCGCCCCAUCCGGAGGAAGUGGUGGCUUUUUCCCCCCUCACACCUGGUGUGCGGCAAGGAGCGUCUGGCAGCAGUGGAACCUUCUGGUACUCACGAUGAGAAUGCUGUUUUUCUGUUGCACACUUAAAGUCCUGGCCUUUGUUCAUUAAAAGUAUUUAUUUGUUUA